Messenger RNA from Merops nubicus (carmine bee-eater), 532 nucleotides. Its product is annotated as ATP-dependent RNA helicase DDX55-like. NCBI's taxonomy places the organism in Eukaryota, Metazoa, Chordata, Aves, Coraciiformes, Meropidae. The transcript has 2 exons. Bases 45 to 461 code for a protein of 138 amino acids. The record is from RefSeq and is a predicted model, not a curated record.
AUCUGGAUUUUGCUAGUCUUGCCAAAGGUUUUGCAUUGUUAAAAAUGCCAAAGAUGCCUGAACUAAGAGGAAAAAGUUUUCCGGACUUUACUCCAGUCACCGUUAAUACAGACUCCAUUUCAUUUAAGGAUAAAAACAGAGAAAAACAGAGACAAAAGCAAUUAGAACAACAAAGAAAAGAAAGAGAGGAAAAUGGAGGGAAAAAGAAAUUUAUAAAGAACAAGGCCUGGUCAAAGCAGAAAGCCAAGAGGGAGAAGAAGAAGAAAGUUACAGCUAAAAGGAGGCGUGAGGAGGGCUCCGAUAUUGAAGACGAGGAUAUGGAAGAGCUGCUGAAUGACACCAGACUCUUGAAGAAAUUAAAAAAAGGAAAAAUUAGUGAAGAAGAGUUUGAGAAGAGACUAACAGGCAGCCAGAACAGACUCAAAACAGAAACUGUUGCUGACUUAGAGUCUGAAGGUUGACAGUUACUCUAACCAUGCUUUAAUCUUAAAAUACUGCCUAUUUCAAUAAAACUGUUAUCUUCAUAACAAAA